AUUUAAAAAUAAUUGCUCUGAAUCUAUAUCGCUGUUUGACGUUAGCGACGACUUUACCAAAAGUAAAUAAAUUCACUUUUCUAAAAGGUGCGGUUUACAAAGAAUUUGAGUUAUCUGAAAAAAGGGAAAAGUGUUUUUAUUAUUGAAAAUUGGAAACCCUUAGCAUUCGAAACUCCGCAAUCGACAUUUCGACAAUUCGAACUGCAACUCAUCGAAUUAUAUUUAUCUAUAGAGGUAUGUGAAGUUCUAUUUCGCACGCGAUUUAAAGAAACAUUUGUUAAGAUAUUCGCUUUUAAAACACUUAUUUGUAAUAUAAAACCAAAUUUAAAAUGUCGGCGAGUAGUAGCGAUGUAAAAACAGAACAAAUUGACUUAGCAAAGCUUAGUUUGGAACAAUUAAUGCAAAUCAGACAGGAAAUGGAAAAGGAAAUAAACAGCAUUCAAGCUUCAUUACAAACUCUUUACAAUUGUAAAGCGAAGUAUGCUAGCUCGAAGGAAGCGCUGGAAUCAUUCCAACCUGAGUGGCAGAACCGUCAAGUAUUAGUGCCGCUUACAAGUAGCAUGUAUGUACCUGGACGCAUUAAAGAUCUCGAUAACUUUGUAAUUGAUGUAGGCACAGGUUAUUAUGUGGAAAAGAAUUUGGAAAGCUCUAAGGACUAUUUCAUGAGACGGGUGGAUUAUUUACAAGAACAAAUAGAGAAAAUUGAAAAGAUCCAAAUACAGAAAAGUAGAUUUCUAAAUGCUGUUGCAGGUGUGAUGGAGAUGAAACAACUCGCACUCUCGAAACAAAUGCAACAACAACAAAGUGCAUAAAAACAAAGUUUUCCUUAAUAGUUCGACAAAAAAAUUCACAUAUAUCAUGGAAUAUUGAAAGUUUAUUAGCGGAAAUUUGCUUGUAAUGAAUGAAUCCGCCUGCAAAUAAAAAUAAAUGAAAUGCUUUUAAAAACGAGCUUUUCAUAUGCCAAUCGA
Molecule: messenger RNA, 968 nt
Organism: Bactrocera oleae (olive fruit fly)
Lineage: Eukaryota; Metazoa; Arthropoda; Insecta; Diptera; Tephritidae
Gene: Pfdn5
Product: prefoldin 5
Biological process (GO): protein folding; RNA polymerase II core complex assembly; RNA polymerase III assembly
Cellular component (GO): cytoplasm; prefoldin complex
Source: RefSeq, a predicted model, not a curated record